CUUCACCCGACCCAACUUCUCUGGGCGAGCGAAGAGGAAGACGACCGCCCGUUUCACGCACAAUCAUGGCCCUUUCUAAUCCCACUACCAAAAUCGGCGUCGCUCGACCUGUCCUCGCUCGUUCAGCCAGCAACUACCCCAACGGUCUCCCCGCACCGCCCAUUAUUCCUUCGCAAAACGAUCAGGCCACUUCAGAGGCUGUUCUCGAGCUCGCGGAUGGAACCGCUUUCCGCGGCAUCAGCUUCGGCGCGGAGGGCAAGAGCGUGGCUGGAGAAUGCGUGUUCCAGACCGGUAUGGUGGGAUAUACCGAGUCCCUCACGGACCCAUCUUAUGAAGGCCAGAUCCUCAUCCUCACCUAUCCUCUCAUUGGAAAUUACGGUGUCCCCCCUCGCCCCAAUACGGGUUCGGUCGAAGACAUCCCUCUCGAUUUCGAAUCAGUGCGCAUCCAUGUUGCGGCGGUCGUGGUCGGAUACUACUCGGAAGACUACAGCCACUUCCUCGCGGGCUCGUCUCUCGGUGCAUGGCUCAAAGAGAGCGGUGUGCCUGCUAUCUACGGGGUCGACACUCGUGCCCUCACGAAGAAAAUCCGGGAGCAGGGCUCCAUGCUUGGCAAGGUCCUCGCCCAGCGUGUAGAGGCAGCCACCGCCUCCAACGGACUCGUCAUCCCUGGGCGCGCCCGCCUCGCUGGAUCGGCGCAGGAAUCGCGCGCACCGUCUCCGUCGAGCACGGGCAGCGGAAACUGGCGCGAGGAGUUCUCCGACAUUCCAUUCCGCGACCCGAACGGUGAAAACCUCGUUGCCGUCGUGUCAGCCACGGAGCCUCGCGUAUACAAACCCGUCGUCGAGCCGCGCAUGCAUCCCACCCUGCCGAGGUCACUGCGUGUCAUUGCCGUCGACGUCGGCAUGAAGUUCAACCAGAUACGCUGCUUCACGCACCGUGGGGUGGAACUGAAGGUCGUUCCGUGGGACUAUGACUACUUGUCGGAGUCCGAGGAGCCAUUCGACGGAUUGUUCGUGUCCAACGGCCCGGGCGAUCCCACUACUGUGAAACCCACCAUCGCCCGAUUGGCGAAGGCCAUGGAGAAGGCGGACCGGCCGAUCUUCGGUAUAUGUCUGGGCCACCAGCUGUUGGCUCUCGCUGCGGGUGCGUCAACGUCGAAAAUGAAGUACGGCAACCGCGGUCAGAACAUCCCUUGCACGGACGCUCUCAGCGGUAGAUGCUACAUCACGAGCCAGAACCACGGUUUUCAGGUGGACACGACGACGCUCCCUGAGGGAUGGACAGAGCUGUUUCGCAACGCCAACGAUGGCAGCAAUGAGGGUAUCUACUGCAUAGACAAGCCGUUCUUCUCCGUGCAGUUCCACCCGGAGUCGACCCCUGGGCCCCGAGACACGGAGUUCCUAUUCGAUGUAUUCAUCCAGAACAUCAUCGACUGUGCGAAGACGCAGACGCUCGUUCCCAUUUCUAUGCCCGGUGGGAAGAAGGAGGACAACGAGAAGCGCGUCCCCCGCGCGAACGUACAAAAGGUGCUCGUCCUCGGGUCCGGCGGUCUGUCCAUCGGUCAGGCGGGCGAGUUCGAUUACUCCGGCUCGCAGGCCAUCAAGGCCCUCAAGGAAGAGGGCAUCUACACUAUCCUCGUCAACCCGAACAUCGCCACGAUCGCUACGUCGAAGGGUCUCGCAGAUAAGGUCUACUUCCUGCCGGUCACGCCCGAGUUUGUGCGCAAGAUCAUCAAGUACGAGAAGCCCGACGGCAUCUAUGUCACCUUCGGUGGGCAGACCGCACUCAACGUCGGUAUCAAGCUCAAGGACGAGUUUGAGGCGCUCGGCGUCAAGGUCCUCGGCACGCCCAUCGACACCAUCAUCACCACCGAGGAUCGACAAUUGUUCGCCAGUGCGAUGCUCGAGAUUGGGGAGCGUUGUGCCCAGUCUAACACGGCGACGACGCAGGACGAGGCUGUUGCGGCUGCCAGUGUUAUCGGGUACCCGGUCAUCGUGCGUGCCGCCUACGCUCUGGGUGGUCUCGGCUCCGGGUUCGCGCAGGACGAGAAGCAGCUCAAGGCGCUUUGCAGCAAGGCAUUCGCGACUAGUCCUCAGGUUCUCGUCGAGAAGAGCAUGAAAGGCUGGAAGGAGAUUGAGUACGAAGUCGUCCGCGACUGCCGAGACAACUGCAUCACGGUUUGCAAUAUGGAGAACUUCGACCCGCUCGGUAUUCACACUGGUGAUUCUAUCGUCGUAGCACCCUCGCAGACCCUGUCCGACGCGGACUACAACAUGCUGCGUACGACGGCGAUCAAUGUCAUCCGGCACCUCGGCGUCGUCGGAGAGUGUAACAUCCAGUAUGCGUUGAACCCGAUUUCGCGAGAGUACUGCAUCAUCGAGGUCAAUGCCCGUCUUUCUCGUUCGUCUGCUCUUGCUUCGAAAGCUACUGGCUAUCCGCUCGCCUUCAUUGCAGCCAAACUUGGUCUCGGGAUUCCUCUCAACGAGAUCAAGAACUCAGUGACGAAGCUUACCAGCGCUUGCUUCGAGCCCAGUUUGGACUAUGUUGUCGUGAAGAUUCCUCGAUGGGACCUGAAGAAGUUCAAUCGCGUCAGCCGGCUUCUAAGCAGUAGUAUGAAGAGCGUAGGCGAAGUUAUGAGCAUAGGUCGGACCUUCCAGGAGACUAUCCAGAAGGCCAUUCGUUCCAUUGAUGACCAGUUUAAUGGGUUUUCCAAGAACGACUUCGUCGAGGACAUCGACGAAGAGCUGAUGAACCCCACCGACAAGCGUAUCUUCGCCAUCGCGGCUGCCUUCCAUCGUGGCUACAGCGUCGACAAGAUCUGGCAAAUGACGAGCAUCGACAAGUGGUUCCUAACUCAGCUGCUGUCGAUCUUCAAGAUGGAGAAUCGCAUAUCAGAGCUCACUAUAUCCAACAUUGGUGGCGCCGUUCUUAAACAAGCUAAGCAGCUUGGCUUCUCCGACCGACAGCUAGCCAUGUGCAUGGGAAGCACUGAACUUGCCGUCCGCCGUCUUCGUCAAGAGACCGGCGUCAUGCCUUACGUGAAGCAGAUAGACACUGUCGCUGCGGAGUUCCCGGCUUACACGAACUACCUCUACACGACCUACAAUGCUAUCGAGCACGACGUGACAUUCAACGACCGCGGUGUCAUGGUCCUCGGUUCGGGUGUGUAUCGUAUCGGUUCCUCCGUGGAGUUCGAUUGGUGUGCUGUUCGUGCUAUCCGGACGCUCCGCGACAAUGGACUUCCUACUGUCAUGGUUAACUACAAUCCGGAAACGGUCAGUACAGACUACGACGAGGCGGACCGGCUCUACUUCGAGAACAUCAGCUUGGAGUCUAUCCUCGAUAUCUACGACACCGAAUCGUCUCGUGGUAUCGUCCUGUCUAUGGGUGGACAAACCCCGAACAACAUCGCACUCCCUCUGUACAGGCAGAAUGUCAAGAUAUACGGGACGUCGCCGGAGAUGAUCGACACUGCGGAGAACAGGUUCAAGUUCUCUCGUCUGCUCGAUGAGAUCGGUGUCGACCAGCCCUCAUGGAAGGAGCUGUCGAGCUAUGAAGAUGCGCGGGCGUUCUGCGAGAAAGUCGGGUAUCCUGUGCUGGUCCGGCCGUCAUAUGUCCUCUCGGGUGCCGCUAUGAAUGUUGUCUUCAGCGAGAACGACCUCUCCAGCUACCUGUUGCAAGCGACGGCCGUAUCUCGCGAUCAUCCGGUUGUGAUUACCAAGUACAUAGAAGGCGCGAAGGAGAUCGAAAUGGACGCCGUGGCUAAAGACGGCAAGAUGAUCAUGCAUUAUAUCUCAGAACAUGUCGAAAACGCAGGAGUCCACUCCGGCGAUGCCACCCUCAUUCACCCGCCGCAGGACUUGGAUCCGGAAACAGUUCGCCAGAUCGAGGAGGCGACCGCGAAGAUAGGCAACGCUCUCAACGUCACCGGGCCGUUCAACAUACAGUUUAUCGCCAAGAACAAUGAGAUCAAGGUCAUCGAGUGCAACCUGCGCGCUGCUCGCUCCUUCCCCUUCGUGUCCAAGGUGACUGGUGUUGACGCGAUUGAGAUGGCUACGAAGGCCAUGUUGGACUUGCCAGUCGAGCCGUACCCUUACGUCGGGCUGCCGGCCGAUUACGUUGGCGUCAAGGUGCCGCAAUUCAGCUUCAGCCGUCUGUCAGGAGCCGAUCCAGUACUGGGAGUAGAAAUGGCGUCAACGGGAGAAGUUGCGUGCUUCGGCAAGGACAAGUACGAGGCGUACAUUAAGGCCCUGAUCUCGACUGGCAUCGUUCCACCCAAGAAGAACAUACUGUUCUCCAUCGGUGGCUACAAGGAAAAGAUCGAAAUUCUCCCGUCAGUGCAGAAGCUACAUGCUGCUGGAUACAACAUUUUUGCCACGUCAGGUACCGCGGACUUCCUCACAGAGCACAACGUUCCAUGCAAGUACCUCGAGACUCUUGCAGAGGAAAGCGAGCAGAAGUCUGAGUAUUCCUUGACUCAGCACCUGGCCAACAACCUAAUAGAUAUGUACAUCAACCUUCCAUCGAAGAACCAUUACCGUCGACCAGCUAGUUACUCCAGCAAGGGAUACCGCAGUCGUCGUAUGGCGGUUGAUUUCGCUGUCCCGUUGAUCACGAACGUCAAGGUUGCCAAGCUCCUGGUGGAAGCUUUGGUUCGCCGGUUGCCUCUGGACGUCUCUCCUGUAGAUUCGAAGACGUCGCAUGAGACGUACACGUUCACCGGUCUGAUCAACAUCGCCACUUUCGUGCCCGGUUUGACCCUUCCUGGGAACUUGGACUUCUCAGAUGCUACUCGUGCCGCUAUUGGAGGCGGCUUUGUCACGACCCUCGUCAACCCUGUAGGCGAAGGUAACAGGAUCAUCGAUAUUGAAACUCUCGGUCGAGCGCGUACCAACAUCACGGGCUCUGCGUAUUGCAAUUAUGCCCUUGGCGUCACUGCGACAGCCGACAACACGAAGUCCUUGGACGAUGAACUUCAAGCAGAUGUUAAGUCACUCUUCAUUCCUUUCCGCUACAACACCGCGGAUAGCCCUGUCUCAUCUCUCGCCGAGCACUUGACGUCCUGGCCAGUCGACAAACCUAUCGUCACCGAUGCCAAGGGGUCGGAUCUCGCGCCCAUUCUUCUCGUAGCCGGCCUUCAAAACCGCAGCCUACACGUUACGAACGUGCAGAGCAAGGAAGACCUUCUCCUCAUUUCCCUCAGCAAAGCGAAAGACUCGAAGGUAACCUGUGACGUAUCCGUGUACUCGUUAUUCUUCUCGCGUGCAGACUACCCCUCAGCGACGUGUCUCCCAUCGCUGGAGGAUCAGAAAGCUCUCUGGCAAAGCCUCGAUGUGAUCGAUGCUUUCUCCGUCGGGACCGUGCCGUACAAGCUCGCGCAGGAGACUGGACAAAGAGCAGCUGCGUCGUCUGGCUUGGAGGAGUGUCUUCCCCUCCUUUUGAACGCGGUAGCCGAUGGUCAGUUAACCAUGGACGACAUUCGCCAGCGAUUACACGACAACCCCGGACGCAUUUUCGGGUUGCCCGAUCAAAGCCAUACGAGUGUAGAAGUCACCGUCGGCCGGAAGUCCCAAUACCGGAACAAGAAAACAUGGUCUCCGGUGGAAGGAAAACUACUCAACGGUACAGUCGACAGAGUACUCGUGCAUGGCCAGACCGUCUACCUGGAUGGCGAGGUCACUUCCGAACCCUUGGGUAGGGAUAUCUCUGGCGCUUCGAUAACCCACGCAGUCUCGGAGAGGCGGAUGUCCGUGACUGGAUCAAGACCUGAAAUCAUUUCUGCUGCGCCCAAGGGAGCGGAUGGAUCCGCUCAGUCUAUACUUCCCUCUUCUACCGUAGCUCCCCUCCACGGACCAGCGCCACCUGCGUUCAUCCACCAUGCUCCUCAUCCCGCAUUCCAUCGUCGACACAUUCUUUCUGUCAAGCAGUUCAGCCACCGUGACGUACAUGACCUAUUUUCGCUCGCGCACGAGAUGCAGUUGCAGGUCGAACGCAACGGCAUCCUCGACAUUCUCAAGGGCAAGGUUCUGGCCACGAUGUUCUACGAGCCGUCCACCCGUACCAGCUCGUCCUUCGACGCGGCUAUGAAGCGCUGUGGCGGCGAGGUCGUCAGUGUCAACGCCGAGAUGUCCUCCGUUCUCAAAGGCGAGACACUUCCGGAUACGAUUCGGACAUUAGGCUGCUACGCCGAUGCCAUCGUGAUUAGACAUCCUGACGUAGGCAGCUCUCAACUGGCGGCGAAGUUCUCUCCCGUACCCAUCAUCAACGCUGGUGAUGGUAUUGGCGAGCACCCGACCCAGGCUCUACUGGAUGUCUACACCAUUCGUUCUGAGCUUGGAACGGUGAACGGCAAGACGAUUACGCUCCUAGGCGACCUGAAGAACGGGCGCACUGUCCACAGCCUGGUCACCCUCCUGUGCCUCUACUCCGUUCGCCUCAACUUCGUGUCCCCGCCGUCGCUUGCGAUGCCCGCCCACGUCGUCUCAGCCGCGCGCCGCGCAGGCGCACACGUUAACGUAUGCGACUCGUUGGAAGACGUCCUGGGAGAGACCGAUGUGCUGUAUGUGACGAGAUUGCAGAAGGAGCGUUUCAAAGACGACUCAGCAUGGAUGGCCGUAAAGGACGCGUACCGGAUCGAUCACGCUCUGCUUUCGCGAGCAAAGGAAGAGAUGAUUGUCAUGCAUCCCUUGCCAAGGGUAAAUGAAAUCGACCCAGAGGUUGACUUCGAUUCUCGUCGCGCCGUCUACUUCCGACAGAUGCGAUACGGGCUUUUCAUUCGCAUGGCCCUCUUAGCCAGCGUGAUGGGCUAAAGCCUUUUCAAAAUAUCGGGCUUGCGGGCUACAACCGCUCAGCGCUCAGCGCUCAGCGCUCAGCGCUCAGC
This is a messenger RNA of Fomitopsis serialis, 6880 nucleotides long. RefSeq names its product carbamoyl-phosphate synth. Gene Ontology annotation, cellular component: cytoplasm. Gene Ontology annotation, molecular function: ATP binding; aspartate carbamoyltransferase activity; hydrolase activity, acting on carbon-nitrogen (but not peptide) bonds. Gene Ontology annotation, biological process: L-glutamine metabolic process; 'de novo' pyrimidine nucleobase biosynthetic process. The coding region runs from base 66 to 6809 and encodes 2247 amino acids. The transcript has 10 exons. The record is from RefSeq and is a predicted model, not a curated record. NCBI's taxonomy places the organism in Eukaryota, Fungi, Basidiomycota, Agaricomycetes, Polyporales, Fomitopsidaceae.